CCAGGGAAGCCCUCAAAUAAACAACUUUAAUCAACGCUUUAAUGAAAGAGAAUAAAGAACCAUGCCUUAAAUUCUCUCAGCUAAAUUUAAAGGAUUCCUUCAUAGAUCUGUUUAAUCCCAAAAUGGAGAUAUUUUUGAUAUUGUAUACAAGGAACAAUCCGAGCUGUGCUGAGUCACUGUUUAAGCAGGAUAACUCACUUAAUGUUAAUUUCAGCACAAGAAAGAAAACAGUCUGGCUUAUUCAUGGAUACAGACCAAUGGGCUCCACUCCACCCUGGCUUCAGAACUUUGUGAGAAUUUUGUUGGAACAAGACGAUAUAAAUAUAAUUGUAGUAGACUGGAACCGAGGUGCUACAACUUUUCUUUACAGUAGAGCAGUUAAAAAUACCAGAAAAGUUGCUGUGAGUUUGAGUAGGUACAUUCAGAAUCUUUUGAAGCAUGGAGCAUCUCUUGAUAAUUUUCAUUUCAUAGGUGUGAGCUUAGGGGCUCAUAUUAGUGGAUUUGUUGGAAAGAUAUUUCAUGGUCAAGUUGGAAGAAUAACAGGUCUUGACCCUGCUGGACCACAGUUCUCUGGAAAACCAUCAAAUGGCAAAUUAGAUUACACUGAUGCAAAUAUUGUGGAUGUCAUACACACUGAUACCAAUGGUUUAGGCAUUAAAGAACCCUUGGGACAUAUAGAUUUCUAUCCAAAUGGAGGGAAAAAGCAACCUGGCUGUCCGAAAUCAAUUUUUUCAGGACUUGAAUUUAUUAAAUGCAACCACCAGAGAGCAGUUUACUUAUUCAUGGCAGCUUUGGAAACAAGCUGCAAUUUUAUUUCACUUCCUUGUCAUUCAUACAAAGAUUACAAGACUGGUUCAUGUGUGGAUUGUGCCGACUUUAAGGAAAAAUCAUGUCCUAAACUAGGUUAUCAAACUGAGCUAUGGAAAGAUGUUUUAAAAGAGAGAAUAGAGAACAGAACUCUCAGGACCACUGUGUUUUUGGAUACUGUUGGCACAAACCCAUUCUGUACCUAUUAUUUUGUUCUCAGUAUAAUUGUUCUGGAUAAAACGAUGAAGGAUGGCUAUAUUACAUUUAAAUUAUUAAACCAACUUGGAAUGGUUGAAAAGCCAAGGCUCUAUGAGAGGAACAGAUUACUUUAUAAACUUCAAGAAUUCAGGAUUCUUGCUCAGUUUUUAAAUGAUGUUGUAAAUAUUUCAAGCAUUAGUUUGGCAUAUUUUCAGAGGUCAAAUCAGCAAUGUUCCACAUGCAAAUACACUAUUCAGCGUCUCAAGUUAAAAUCACUUACAUAUCCAGAAAGACCACCAUUAUGCACUUAUAAUUUUGUACUUAAAGAAAGUGAGGAAAUAUUUCUCAGUCCAAAUACAUGCACACCAAAUGAAAUAUAAAAUGCCUUCUUCUAUCAAAUUUAACAACUUGUUUGUGAAUUAAAGAACUUGUAA
Kogia breviceps (pygmy sperm whale) is the source of this 1439-nucleotide messenger RNA. RefSeq names its product lipase I (gene LIPI). Gene Ontology annotation, biological process: lipid catabolic process. The record is from RefSeq and is a predicted model, not a curated record. Lineage: Eukaryota; Metazoa; Chordata; Mammalia; Artiodactyla; Physeteridae. Gene Ontology annotation, molecular function: carboxylic ester hydrolase activity; glycerophospholipase activity.